CUUUUGGUUGGUCAUUAGUAGCUAGAAAGAAAAUUGUUACUUGCUAGCAUACAAAUAAAUGAGAUAAAAUCGCAACGUUAAUGGAAUUGCGUAGUUGGUUUGGGAGCUAGUUUACAAAGUGGAAACUGACCAAUGAAUGGAAUGGAAAAGACUCCUGAGGUAAUCAUCGGACGGCCCCCGAGUGCCACGACCAGCCUCCCGAGCUGCGCCCUGCAACACAACCAGACACAAUGAAGAAAAUAUUCAGCUUCGCCAAGAAAAAGAAGGGGUUCUCUCCUAAUUCGUCUGACACGGGCAGCGUGCUGUCGGUCGGAUAUGAGAUUAAGGAGAAAGAUUUAAGCAAGGUCCAUAAAGCCGCAUCUUCUGGCGAUCUUUGCAAGCUGAAACAACUCGCGAAGAAGAAUGAUUUAAGUCAGUUGGAUAAAGAAAACCGAACGCCUCUACACAUUGCCUGUGCUAAUGGACAUGUUGAGCUUGUGCAGUUCCUGGUGGAGAGCAAAGCCAAACUGAACCUAUGUGACAAUCAAAACAGAUCACCGUUAAUGAAGGCAGUGCAGUGCCAGCAGGAGCGCUGUGUGAUCACCCUUCUGGAGCACAAUGCUGACCCCAACCUGGUGGACAUCAAUGGGAACACAGCCUUGCACCUGGCUGCCCUCAUCCCCUCUAUCUACAUGGCUGGGCAGCUCCUGGAGCAUGAAGCCAACGCCAAUGCACAGAACAAGGAUGGUUGCACCCCUCUGACCCUGGCUGUGACUGAGAACCAUGUGGACAUGGCAGAGUUCCUUUUGAAGGAGGGAGGAGAUGUGAAUGUGCCUGACCAGGGCAAGAGGACGUCUUUGAUCAUUGCUGCUUGUAACGGCCACAUCAGCAUGGUGCGCCUGCUGUUGCUCUACAAUGCCGAUGUAACAAUAAAGGAUGACAACGGGUGGACGUCUGAUGACUAUGCUGUGAUGAACGGUCACCAUGGAUGUUCUCAUCUGAUAAUUGAACACGGAACAAGGGGGAAGACUCAGCCAUCGCCUUCGCAUUUUGCUCCUGCCGGCAAGAAGCGGGCGGCCAUAUUGGGUGGUCCUGCCCUUGGAGGACCAGCCACUGACAGAGAAGAUCUGCAGCUGUCAGGAGCAGCUGAAGCAGGGAAAGUUGAUGAAGACGAGUCACAAGCAGAAUCUAUCAGUAGAGCAUCAAAUAGAGGCGGCGGUGAUUCAUGGCCUUCUUCAGAUGAAGAUGAGUUAGACUUCAGCCCAAAGAAACCACAAAAGCCAAACCUAAAGAAACUACUGAGUGUCUCACAAAAGGGGAGGACUGAUGUGAUAGCGGAUGUGGAUAGAUCCUCGAGUGAAUGCCAGUCCGAGCAGGAGAGUGAGGGUGGCGCCCAGAGAGACUCCUCCCUCCCCGUGGCUUUACCCCUGACCGCCCUCCCCAAACCAGCAUCCCUAUCUCCCCAAUCCUCUUACAAACCUCCAACCUCCACCCCUCCCAGCCGCUGUAAAAAGGAUAACAUUUCCACUGAAGAUGAUGAAGAUGAUGAGGAUGAAGAUGAAGACAAUGCUGAAGAAACCAAAGACGAUGAUGAUGAAGAGGAUGAUGGAGAGGUUCCUGAUAUUAAUACAUGUGCUCAGGAUGGUCAGAAGUCAUCUGUUGCUGCUAGUGUAACUAGUGAACCUUCUAAAGAUGUCAAAAGAGAUUUCCUGUCAGAGUUGGGUCUGGAGGGAGGGGAUGAGGAGGACUCGCCCUGGGACUCUGAGUCUGGCUCUGACAGUCCAGGGAAACUGCAUGUUGUGGCCCACUCCCCCGUAAAGACACACAAAGUGAUGGCCAGCAUUUCAGAGGAGAACAAUGAAGACCUGUUUUACAUUCCUUCUUUCUUAAGAGGAUCAAGAAACUGUAGGAUGGCUUAUCUAGAGACUCCCAGGAGAUUAGUGAGGAUGGGAGACCUUUCAGCACUGGCUUUGCAAGACGACGGUUUGGAAAAGAAGCCUGUAUUAAAAGCCCAGCCAGCCCCUAUCUUAUCCAAACCAGCUGAACCUAAAGACGUUGCUGUCGAAAACACAGAUUUAAUGGAAGAACUAGGUUUGGAUGAUGCUGAUGAUCUGGAGGAUGCUUCAGACUGGGACACUGCAAGCACCGCCAGCAAGAACAUCCCUAAGCGCAAACUGGCGUCGCCCUUAGGAGAAGAGCCAAGCGUCAGGCAACCUGUGGCUCCAAGCAAAGACCAGGGCCCCCCCAGCCCCACUGCCCAAACCCCUCCACUGCCCAGUCCUCGAUCCUCUAACCCCAGCACAACCCUGCAGCCUCAACCGCAUCCCCGUGGCAGAAAACCUCUACCUGUGAAAGCAGAGAGCGAGGAAGAUUCUGACUGGGAUUCAGAAAGUGGAACUCCUGCCUCUAGUCCAAGGAAGUCUGGAAAACUGCAGCCAAAUAUGCCUGAAGACAAAGCCAUAUCUAAACCAGACACCCUGCCAAGUCCACAUCAGCUCAGUCCUGAGGAUGGAGGGGGCACGGAGUCAAAGGAGGAGCUACACAAGGAGAAGCAUGGCAUAGAUACCUCGGGUUCAGAUGUGAGUAACCCUACCCACAUCGUCCCUGGGGAGUCGCACAGUCAUGCGACUCAGGAGGAAGAGGGCAUCAGGACAGGAGAUAAGGCUAGCGUGCCAUGGGAAAAGCGCUAUGAGAAGAUAUGGGUGGAGAUUGAGAAAAGGGAGGUGAAAUCGCAGUUCAAGAGUGUUGCGGCCGAGCUAAAGGAGAAGUUUGGGGAAAUGGAGAAGGAAGUCAUAGACCUCACCGUUGUCGCAAGCAGGGGAGAGGAUGAGGAUGAGCAAAAGGAGGAAGACAUUCCAUUCCCAACCGCAGAGGAAGAAUCCAGUGAGGAAGAGGAGGUGAUUCAGCCUCCUGCCAGAGCGAAGAGCUUAGCCCUGCUGCCAAUUCCUGAGCAGAGAGAAUCGGGGCUGGAGGACUCGAGUACGGAGCCAGCUGAGAGCCCUCAGGUGGAGAGAAGAGCACUGCUACAGACUGGCUCCCCGCAAGACCCUUGCAGUGCUGACAGCAGCCAGCAGGGGGAGCCUGACCACAUCACAAACAACCAAGAGAACAAGCAAAUUCCUGUUCUGCAGCUAGCAGGAAGUGAUCUCAAGGACGAUGACACUAACCUUGAUGUUGAUGCUGGGAACUGCGGCGAAUGCAGAACUCCACUCCACUCUGACAAAAGCUCCAUCAGUGAACCCGAACUCCAGCCCAGCAAGGAGACCAAGCCCUGUGCAACCACACAGAGAACACACAAAGAAUCCGAGGUAGAGGAGGAAGACUCUGAAAGAAGCCUGAGCCCCUCCCUCCACACCAACCCCUCAGCCUCCCUGCGCUACUCUGACGAAGAGCUGGAGGAGGAUCGGCACAGGUUCCAGCGCGAGGUAGGGAAGCUAAGGGUGGUGUUCCUGGAUUUGGAGAAGGAGAAGUCGCAGCUGCGGAAAGAGGUUGGCUUGGAGAAGAAAAACGUUAUUUCUGUGGUGCAAAGACCAGGUGGAUUGUGGGACGUUGAAGGACCAAGCAGACAGUCUGUGCACGAGUCUCAGGAGGUGAGGCCUCCUCAGACCAGCCAAAGACCGCAGCUGAGUGAAAAGGGAACUGGGGUGACUCCAAAGGACGAGACUAGGGACAGUCGUCCUCAAGGGGAUUCCUCUAAAAGUCCAAAGAGCGGCAGCACGGUCUUGGAGCAGGAAGGCGACGGUGUAGAUACAGGUGAAAGGAUCACCCAGCGGCCCCCGUCUGGGCCCCGGCAGGCUGCCCACACUAAUGGAGACCCUCUCUCUGUGUUUGACGAUAGUACUGUCAGUGAGGUGUCUGAGGAUGAUGGAAGGUUUGCAGCCGCAGGAAAUUGUAGAAGCAAGGGGGACAGUGAGAGGGAAAUGGCAGAUGAUCUGGAUGAGCUCACUCAGUCCUCGGACACUCCCACCGAGGAUGAGUUCUCCCCCACCUCAGGGUACCGCAACGCCUCCCUUCUCAUCCAGCAGCUCGAUUCCUCCUCAGUCGACUCUGUGAGCAUGGUGAAACUGCAGAACAUGUUCCACGAAUACGAGCGGACCAUCCAGAGAGAGAGGGGGCGCUACAGUCUGCUGGCAGACAAGGUGUCCCGGCUGGAGAAAGACCGGGCCGAGCUGAGGCGGGCCGUGGAGGAGACCCGGGAGGGCAGGUCUGCCCUGGAGCGCAGACAGGUGGAGCUGGAGACCGACAUGAACAACCUCAAGUUUGCACUGAAGCAGGAGCAGGAGAAGCACAGGAAUGCGGCCAUGCUGUACGAGAAGAGCCGGGAGCAGCUUCGUAAGAAGGAGGAGCAGCAGCGGUCCGAGGCAGAGGAGCGGCAGAGGAUGGAGCUGGCCAUGAGGAACCUGGAGCUGGAGAAGAGAACGCUCACCAUCAACCUGAAGCAGCUGGAAGAGGACCGCAGCGAGGCCCAGCGGAUGCUGAACCAGGAGCGCAGUGCCCGGGCUCUGCAGGAGGGCGUGCUCAACUCCCAUCUGCGCAAACAGAAGGAGAUCGAGGAGGAGAACCGCAGGAACUUCAACAAGAGCACCGAGGCCAUGUCCCAGCUGUCGGAGGCCAGUGACCGGGAGCGGGAGCUGAUGCAGCAGAGCCGCAGCCUGCAGGAGGAGGUGACGUCCCUGCAGCUGGAGCUGGACCGCUCGCGCGCCCACAGCCGGCAGGAGGAGGGCCGGCUCUCCGAGGAGAGCGAGGUCCUGCGGGAGAGGCUGGAGGACGUGCGGCAGGAGCUGAAGGUCAGCGAGGAGGCCCUGGCGCAGACCGUCUUCCAGUGCAACGGCCAGCUGAGCGCCCUGAAGGCCGAGGCCUCCGUGGCAGCCGCCAAGCUGGAGCACGAGCGGCAGGCCCGCGAGAAGCUGGAGGCGGAGGCGGAGACUGCCCGGGCGCGGCUGACCUCCGCGCUGCGGGAGGUGGAGCACAGCCAGGCGGGGAGGGCCGAGGCCGAGAGAGCCCUGCAGAGGGAGCGCGACGACUGGCAGCGGGCGCAGGAGAAGCGGGACGGCGAGGCGGCAGGGCAGCGGGAGACCAUCCACGGCCUCUCCCAGCGUCUGGGCAAGGCCGAGGCCAAGGCCAACAGCCUGGAGAACGAGUGCCACCGCUCGGCCCUGGCCCUCACCGAGAAGACCCUGCUGCUGGAGACGGUGGAGCGGGAGCGCGAGCAGGCCCAGGCCCGGCUGAAGGAGCAGGACGCCGCCCUGCUGGCCGAGAGGGAGCAGCGCAGCAAGGCGGGCGCCCGGCAGGAGGCCCUGCAGGAGCGGCUGGGCCAGGCGCAGAGCGAGAACAUGCUGCUCCGGCAGCAGCUGGAGGAGGCGCACGGCCGGGGCGCGGUGAAGGAGCGGGCGGUGGCCGACGCGCAGGAACGCUUCGGAGACAUGCUGGCCCAGCUGCGGUCCGACAGCGACGGCCGCGUGCACAUGGUGGAGGAACGGAGCCGGGAGCUGGCGGACAAGAACGCGGAGCUCCGCGAGCAGGUCCGCAAGCAGGAGCACGAGAGCGCAGAGAGAGAGCACUGUUCUGAGUCUCCCAGUGUAAGUCACUGCCCUGAAUGCUCCUCUGUUCUCUGGUGGAAGGCCAAACUGAGGCAGCUGCAGCAGGAGCUGGCCGACUCGCUGAAGAAGCUGUCCAUGUCCGAGGCCUCGCUGGAAGUCAACACCCGUUACCGCAGCGACCUGGAGGAAGAGAAGGUGCGUCUGCAGAAGGAGAUGGACAGGCUGAAGGGAAAGCUGCAGGACGGCGAGGAGCAGUACGUCCAGUCCGAACGCCGCGUCCACAGCUUGAAGAGCGCCCUGGACGACAAAGAGCGAGAGGUCAUCGCCUCGGCUCAGAAACUGCAGGAGGUCCUGUCGGCUUCCUCGGUGGCCGAAAAAACGACCAAGCAGCUGGAGGAGGCAGUACAGCGUAUGGAGAUCGAGAACGCUCGGCUAGAGGCCACAGCGAAGCAGCAGAUCAACAGGAUCGAGGUGCUACAGAAAGGAGCCCAGGAGGCUGCACUGCCAUCAGAGUCUUCACCUGGCGGAAUGGUAAGGAACCGUUUGGAGGGUUUGGUCACAGACCUACAGGGAGCGAAGAUUAACUUGGAAGAUCAGCUUAGUCGAGAGGUCCAGAAGCAGAGUGUGCUAUCCCACAAUGCCCAGGGCUCCCACCAGCUGUGGGAGGAGGAGCUGAAGAGCCGCUCCAGGUUGGGCCUCCGAUUGGCUGAGCUAGAGAAGGAGAAAGAAGAUCUCUCAACCCAGAUGGAUAUCGAGCGAAAGAAGGUGAAGAAGAUCUCAGAGCAGAAAAGGUCUGUUGACGAGAGACUGGAUCAGGAGAUGAAGAGAAACACAGACCUGCAGAAGGAAAUGUACAGGUUGAGGACUCUGGUGAAAACAGCCAAAAAGAAGCUACGGGAGCAGGACUCGGGGGAACUGGCCUCCCCACUGAACAGCCUUCGAGGGGAGAUGGGCCACAGACAGAUGGACACCGAUGCUGCCGUUGGCAGGAUGAAGGCGGACGAGCUCUCGCUGCAGCUGGAGAAGGAGGCUCUGAAGAGAAGCAGGCUGGAGGCUGUGAACGGCGAGCUGAUGGAGCAGCUCUCCUCCCUCAAGACCCUGACCAGGAGCCACGAGAGGCUGGAGAGGAGCAAGAGGCAGCUGGAGGAGGAGGUGUCCAGCCUGCGGAGGCAGAUGGAGACCAGCAUGAUGGACCAGAACCAGGCUGAGCAGUACCGCCGUGAAACUGAGGAGCGGGCCCGCCAGGAGAUCAGGCAUAAGCUCGAGGAGGUCAACCUCUUCCUGCAGACACAGGCGGCCUCCCAGGACGCCCUGGAGCAGAUCAAAGCAGCCAAUGAGGCGGGCCUCCGGAGCCAGCUGGAGCAGCGAAUCCGGGACCUGGACGGUGAACUGAGCCGGCUCCGCAGCAGCCAGCAGGACAGCCUCUCCCAGAGGGACUCCACCAAGACUGAGCUGGACCGCUACCGCCAGCUCUACGGCGAGGAGCUCCGGCUACGCAAGUCCCUGGCGGGCAAACUCGAGAGGUCCAAUGAGAGGCUAGCGGAGACCAACACCAGGCUGCUGAGUGAACGGCAGCGCAGCAAGUCCCUCAUCACCAGCAGUAUUGUCAAUGGCGGCCUGGCAGGGCCCUCCCUGGACAUGGGCCCGCUGGGGUCUGUGGGGACCUACGGAGCCACACUGGGGCCCCUCAACAGGAGCCUGAACCUGGGAGGCAGCUUCCUCAGCCCAGUGGGGGAAGGACACAACAGCAGGGUGGAGGCCUACCUGGCCAAGAUGCAAAGUGAAUUGGAAAAGAACAUAUCAAAGGAACUGGACCAUGCUGCAGCAGAGCUGGAGGGGGGGUCGGCGCGUCUGUCCCCCGUGGGCUCGGCGGCUGGGUCACAGAAGACCCUGAAUGUGGACCAGGACCCGGUGACCCGUGCCACUCAGCAGUACCUAGAAGUCUUAAAGAAAAACUACAUGAUUUGACACUACAGCCACACUCACCCUGUUUACAUCCACCCGGAUUGGGAGGGCAGGUAUUCAAUCUGCCUGCUCUUCCCUGUAUACCACAUAUGGCCAUCACCUGCUCCUUUUUAUUCCUGGAGAUGGUAUAUGAAAAUGAUGCACGCUGCACUUACUUGCUCAGGCGCAAACCACAUCCAUUUUAAUGUUGUUGAAGCCAUAUUUUCACAUAUGAUUAAAGUGGUUCCAUGUGGAGAACCACACCUUCAGAAAAAUACGGCUUUUAACUUCUCCUUGGAAACAUUGGAUUUAUUUUGACAGUGUGUAUAUAUAGCUGAGUCCCACUUAGUGUGAGGUCAAGUUUUCUCCUUAACUGAAUAAAAAAUGAAUUAAGUGUGACUUCCUGUUACUUGUAUAAGUGGGAGCAAGUAGUAUUUAAAAAGAAAAAGAAAAAGGAAAAAAAAGGGGGAAAAGGUUGAAAAACAAAUAGCUCAAAUUUGCCAUCUGGAGUUAAAGCCACUUUAAGGUAAGGUUGAAUUAGGCUUGUCCUAAAAUCUGUCUUAGUUUGUCUGAAAUGUUUUUCUUUGCUCCAAGAGUAUUACAAUGAAUCUUAAAUAUUAUUGCCAAGUCGGCAGUUUUUACAUUACAUUUGGUACAUGCCAUGAAAUGGUGCAAUAUGUUUUUGUCUUGUUUUGUAAUGACUAUUCAUUUGAGACGCCUGUUUUUUUUAUUUAAAAAAACACAAGAUUUACUUGAAUGAGACAAACUAAUGAUUGUCCAUGUAUUUAUCCAGGGUAUAGAUAUUGUAACAUGUUUUGUUCAUUGUAUUUAAGGUAGCCAUUUUAAAAAGAAUCUUGUAGAAACAACUGUCUGAGACCAAAUGGAGUUCUCCCCAUUAAGUUUAUACAAGUUGCCAGGAGAAAACGAGCAUAAAUGCAGUACGCAACAGCCUCUGAAAGAUGUAUGUGUGUGUGUGUAUCCUAACGGUUCUCUCUUAUCAUUGAAGAAAUUGUUGGGUUUGGGAGCUUAUACAGGUCAGUAAUGUGAUGGUGCUAUUGUGCAGUCUGGUGAAGAAGCAACACCCUGAUAACCCAAGAGCUGAUUACAAGUCUCAACACCACUGUAAAGUUGACCUGUCUCACUGCUACACUGGGGCAAAGGAUAAUUGUAAAUGGUCAGCUGUUUCUCCAUGCUUAUCUUUGUAUUUUUCAAUUAAAAAAUGUAAACUAA
Conger conger (European conger) is the source of this 8693-nucleotide messenger RNA. It is a transcript of the gene aard, whose product is annotated as ankyrin repeat domain-containing protein 26. Gene Ontology annotation, molecular function: protein binding. NCBI's taxonomy places the organism in Eukaryota, Metazoa, Chordata, Actinopteri, Anguilliformes, Congridae. The record is from RefSeq and is a predicted model, not a curated record. The transcript is spliced from 44 exons. Bases 231 to 7487 code for a protein of 2418 amino acids.